UUUUUAACCCUGUACUUGGUCUUAGUUGUACUUCCGGUGUGAGAGGUCACAACAAGAUGGCGCCGUCCAAGAAGAAACAUGCCAGUAGCCAGGCGCGUAUUAUUCCUGGCGGAUUUGCAGUGCUGUCUCUACAGUUUGGUUCCGACAGCGUUGCACCGCACCAGCUGUAUGUGAAGGAGCACAAAGUACGAGCAGAGAAGAGCUCUCGCAGACCUCUGGACCGAACUUUAUUUGUGCUCAACAUCCCUCCAUACUGUCCAGAGGGUGUUGUCAAAGAAUUGUUCUCACAGUUUGGCAGCGUUCAGUCGGUGGAGCUGAGGGACCACCCGGGCUCCUUUCAGGAGUCUGGCCCCAAGCUUUCCAGGUUCUUUAAGCCAGCAGCAAAACAGGGUUUCAAGGUGGGCUACAUUGUGUUCCACAACUCCUCCAGCAUAAAAGCCGCUAAAUCACACCCACACGAUGUGCCUUUGGUUGUCAGUACAGAGCAGCGUCCAGUGAGGACAGGAGUACAGAAAUGGAUCCAGGCGUACACAGAGUCUUUUAUUCAGCCAGAUAAACUGCAACAAAUAGUCGACUCCUUUAUGGAGAACUACGACAAGCGAAAAGAAGAGGAGGCGGAGAAGCAGAAGGAGGAGGCUGAGCAGCAACAGGAGGACGAAGAGGGCUGGGUGAAAGUCACAAGAGGACCCAAAGGCACCAAGGCGCGCCCCCACAGCGAGGCAGCAAAUAAGAAGGCUCUUCAGAAAGAAAUAAGGAAGAAGAAGAGGAAGGAGCUCUUGAACUUCUACACCUGGCAGCACAGAAACACACAGAAAGAGCAUAUUGCUGAACUAAGGAAAAAGUUUGAGGAAGAUAAACAAAGAAUAGCUCUGCUGAGGGCGCAAAGAAAGUUCAGACCUUACUGAGUCUAUCCUUCAUUUCCUUUUGCUCAUUUCACUGCUUUUGUGUGUUACUUAGAUACAUUGUAAACCAGAGAUUUUGUGUUAAUAAAAACUAUUCUUCUGAUUGA
Acanthopagrus latus (yellowfin seabream) is the source of this 1009-nucleotide messenger RNA. RefSeq names its product ribosomal RNA processing 7 homolog A (gene rrp7a). The coding region runs from base 57 to 905 and encodes 282 amino acids. Gene Ontology annotation, cellular component: UTP-C complex; CURI complex. The transcript is spliced from 7 exons. Gene Ontology annotation, biological process: ribosomal small subunit assembly; rRNA processing. Gene Ontology annotation, molecular function: RNA binding. Lineage: Eukaryota; Metazoa; Chordata; Actinopteri; Spariformes; Sparidae. The record is from RefSeq and is a predicted model, not a curated record.